This is a messenger RNA of Eriocheir sinensis (Chinese mitten crab), 1408 nucleotides long. RefSeq lists its product as uncharacterized. Bases 278 to 1408 code for a protein of 376 amino acids. The record is from RefSeq and is a predicted model, not a curated record. The transcript has 10 exons. Lineage: Eukaryota; Metazoa; Arthropoda; Malacostraca; Decapoda; Varunidae.
UGCGUGUGUCAGGGUGAAGGAGGGAGGGAGUAAUGGCCGGUGUGUUGGCCCCGUGUGAUGGUGCUGAGGUGACAGUGGCGCGGCGUGGACCAGCUGACACCUGUGCUGGCUCAAUGAGGGGUGCCGCGUGGGCCAGGUGGCGACGGUGAGUGCCGGGGCGGCCUGGCAGGGUGUCACUCCUGCCCUGCCAGGAGAGGCUGACUCGCCUUGGCCUGACAUCACUGGAGGAGAGGAGGAGACAUGAUGCAAACCUUCAAGAAUGUGUCAACGUUAAGCGAUGAAUAUGACCGCCAUGAGACUAGGAGACAGAGAAGAGGCACCUUUGACGAGCACUGACUCUAAACUAUCACCAAAGGACAGUCCAGCGGUGAAGCCGAGUGCGUCCCGAUGCAGCGUGAUGGCAGCCUCCUGCUGUGCGCCAGGCUGUGAGAGCAGGAACACUGUGGACUGCAAACUCACCUUCCACACGUUUCCAAAAGCCCCUGAGUUGCAGAAGAGGUGGAUCACUGUCACCGGCAGCAAGAAAGAGAAGUGUUUUGACCGCACCGGCCAGACCACCAGGCUCAGGACAGGGGCCUUGCCAAUCAUCUGGAAUUAUGUCCCCUGGAAGAAAAGAAAUACAAAAUUACCCUUUCUUCCUGUACCCUUGGAAGAGAUACUGGAGUCCACCUGUGAGCCCAACGUCAGCAGCCAAGAUACCAGGCAGCAUCAGGGGCUUCGUGGUGCAGUGGUUAGCACACUCGGCUCACAACUGAGAGAGCCCAGGUUCGAUUCCCGGGCGGAGUGGAAUAAUGUGGGCGUCUUUUCCAAUGCCCUACGCCCCUGUCCACCCAGCAGUGAAUGGGUACCAGGUGGUGAGGCCAAGGGGCAGAGGUUGUCCCUGCCACUGCGUGCUGUCCGGGCUGCACCACGACCACUGCUGGCUGAAGGAGGUCACCACAUGCGGGUCGGGGGUCACACAGCCACCGUCCAUGACCUGACCCCUAAGAGUGGAUACCAGCUGUCUGGAGUGGACACAGAAGUGGAUUCCUUACAGCAUCGGGACUCCCGUAAGAGGAGACAUAGGAAGCACAGCUAUGGAGGAGGAGGAGGAGGAGGGGGAAGGUUUAAGAUCUCGGUCACCUCGGAGUCUUGUCACUGGAAACUUCCGAGGAGCUGCGUCGGCGCGUCACACUCCACCUACAACCUAACCCAGGACUGUACCAGGCUGAGCUGCAUGACAUCCUAUACUAAGAUCGAACCUGCCUGCAACCUCAAGAUCAAGUACGGGUCACCCAAGCCUAGGAGACACCGUAGCCUCGCCGAUCUAAGAGCAUUCAGCCGUCUGGGCAUGGAUGCCACCAGUUCAGCUGUGAAGGGUAUUGCCGUGACCCCUAUAAUACAUUUUGUAAUGGUGACCUUUGUGUAA